Didymodactylos carnosus is the source of this 1353-nucleotide messenger RNA. The record is from the annotation of a GenBank genome assembly. Lineage: Eukaryota; Metazoa; Rotifera; Eurotatoria; Philodinida; Philodinidae.
AUGGUUGACAAUACAGAUUUCGGUGUUGCAGAAAAUCAAGCAGCAAACGAUGAAAUUGAAAAUGCCAUUUCAGUUAAAGAUGAAAACAGAACACUUAACGCAGUUGCUGAGCAAUAUGUGCAAAAUUCAUUAACACGCGCCUCUGAUUCGCGAAACACAAGGAAUGUAGCUCCGAUUGCAUCUGAGUUAAUAGAACAACUUCUGAUGAAUCGAUCAAUAUAUAGCAUAUCAUCUCGAUUAGCUGGUUAUGUUUGUAAAUUUCCACCGGAUUACAUUUUAUCCGAUUAUUCCCUGUUACAGAAUUGGAUGUUUCAUAAUUGUAAUUAUUAUGCCCCACGUAAUUUGUGUCGUGCAUUGGUUGAAGCAAGCUUGAAUCGAGAUCCUGAUGAUUCUGAUAAACUUUUUUAUGUUCGUUUAAUAUGCUCAGAAUUAUAUCAUGUUUCCGGUGAUAACCUACAAGCACAAAACGAACUUGAACAAGCAUUGGAUCAGUACGAAUAUGUUACGAACAAAAAUAAUGGUAUGAAGACAAAAUUAAAGGAUCUUCAAAUGAAAAUAACAUUUCAAUGUCAAUUUCAACAAAAUUUAUGUGCCAUAAUAGGACAGCAACAACAAGCAAAUAACGAACAAGAACUAAAAAACUUAAAAGAAAAAUUUAAUGAAAAAAAAUUAGAUCCAUCGAUUUUUCGUUAUUUAUGGCGUGAUAUUGUUUUGUUGUUAAUUAGUAAUCCACAAAGAGCAGCACAUGUUUGUUAUAAAUUGUUAUUUACAUAUGCCUCUCAAUUAGCUCCAACAACUCUGGCACAUGCAAAUGGUCUAUAUGUUGGUGUAAACAUAAUGAUGAUUGCACACGGAAGUAAUUCAUUCGAUAGUAUUCAUCAUGAUAUGGAUGUAUGGCAUUUAUUGGAAGAAAUAAGCCAACAAUUUUAUAAUUAUGGUGAACAAUCAAAACAAUUUUCGCAUUUACAUAAAAUGGGACAUGUUUGGGCUACAGCUGCUGUUGCAUCUUACUUAAAAUCAGGGCUGGUUGAUGAUGAUGGUGUGCCUUAUGAAUAUUAUUACAAGGUAUGUGCAAGUAUUGCACGUGUUAGUUUUGAAUUUUUAGGUAUUCAAUUCCUGUCAUCUGGCUUAGAAUCAUUAUAUCUAUUAGCAAAAUUAUAUGCUCGACCAUUUUUUUUGCUAAUGACAAACGAUCCAAGUAUUCAACCGUCCGUUACUGCUAGAGUUAGCCCACACUGCAUAGAAUAUUUUCGAAAUCAUCUAGGAAUUAUUUUACAAGGUGGUGAGACAGAUUGCAUUAAAUUUUCAGUAUCAACCGUGAAGAAAUUUUGUAAUCAAAUAUACUCAGUCUAG